AUGAAAGGAGAGCUGAGCAUUGAUGAGGGAAUUUCAGCAAAAAGGUUGAAUAAAAAGAAACAGGUCUUUCAUGGAGACCUGAUAGGCAGUUGCUAUGCAGAGGGUCUCGACUGUGACCUUUCUGAAGUUGCCAAACUUGUGCAUCAUGUACUUACUAGUUCAGAUAAUGCUUUUCAAGACAGCUUAGCCACAAAAGAUUGUUCACAAGGCUACAAGUGCUUGGCAGAAAAGGUUGAUCCUAUUUCGAGUUCAAGUUCUAUCCAAAAGGUUCUUAAGAAAGUGUCAUAUUUUGCAGGUUUCAAGUUAAAUCCAAGGCCUUGGUUUGCUAUAAACCAUGCCGGUUUAAGAGGAGAAAAGUCGCCUGACGUUAAUGAAAUCAAAUCCUGUACAAUUAAAAAAUUUGAAGAAGUAUCAAGAGAUGAUAGUACUCACUUGAAAGACAGCACUGGUUACAAGGUUAGAGUUACCUCGAGAUCAAUUUCUGUAAUCCGUAGAGAGCUGCCAGAGUCAGCUCUUGGUUGGCCUCUUCUACGAAGAACCACUCGUCUAGCUCAAGAAAAUUCAGAAGUAAGGAAUUCAAAUGAAAAGAAGAUUUCUUCUGAUCUCAAAGCAGAUGAUUCUCUUGUCAAGAAAUGCAAGAUUGAAGGGACUGUUGUCCAAUUGUCUCACACCACAGAAGAUAAGCCAAGAGAUGGCAGCAGCAAUAGAGAAGAUGAGAAGUUUGGCCUUAGACAGGAAGUUUCUUCAAAUUCAGGUUCUGUACUUACCAAAGAAUCCACACGAUCAGUGCCUGGCUGGCCAUUUCUCCGCAUAAAAACUUCUGCAUCUUUAGAAUUUUUGCAAGAAUCUCAGGCUGAAGAAUUUUCAGUGGUUCGAUGGGCUUUGAAUCUACCCAAUCGAUCGAAAGAAACAACUACGAAGUUCCAAAUUGAUUUUGUUUCCCAAGAAGUAGAGAGUUAUGUUGAAAACAAGAUAUUCGGUUAUGAUGACAAGCACAACGAUGCUUGCUUAGCAGCACCAACGAAGCUACCAAAGAAGGUGGACUGUUAUGGCUGCAAGCAGUUCAGCUAUAAGGAGCUGAAGAAGGCAACUUGUCAUUUCUCCUCAGAGAACUUCGUUGGAGAGGGAGGGUGUAGCAAUGUAUAUAAAGGAUAUCUUCCUGGUGGUAAGCAAGUGGCAGUGAAGAUCCUAAAACAGUACAAGGAAGCUUGGAAUGACUUCUCCUUGGAAGUUGAUAUCAUAAAUGAUGCAAGGAUCAGUGUCGUUAUUCAAGUGUCAAUGAUAAUGCAGCCGCAGUUAUCUGAUUUUGGACUUGCCAUAUGGGGACCUGUUGAUUUAGCCUAUGCAACACAUAGUGAUGUUGUUGGAACUUUUGGGUAUAUAGCUCCUGAAUAUUUCAUGAAUGGGAUGGUCAGUGACAAAAUUGAUGUGUACUCUUUUGGCAUAGUUCUCCUUGAAUUAUUAACCGGAAAGAAACCAAUCAUUUCCAAAGGUCUGAAAGGACAAGAGAGCCUGGUUAAGUGGGCUACCCCAUUACUAGAGAGCAGGAAUCUAAAAGCUUUGCUGGAUCCGAAGAUGGAUAGAGACUUUGACAUUGUUCAAAUUCAAAGAAUGGUUCUUGCAGCAACUCUCUGCGUCAGACAGACAGCUAGAUUACGUCCUCAAGUGAGCCAGAUACUUGAGCUAUUGAGAGGGGAGAAAGGUGAAAGAGAAUGGGUGAAUGGCUAUGCUAAUGAUUUAAAAAAGUCGAGCAAUGAGGAAUUUGAUGACCUUUUCCUGGAAUUUGGCUGCAAACCAUGCAUGGAGGCUUCAUUUCUGGAAUUGGAUUAUGAUGAUGCAUCUCCUAGUAGUGUUGAUACUGCAUCGCUAAGUAGUGUUGAUGUCACUUCACCAAGUAGAGCAGGACGAAAGAGCCGUUUUAUGUUGGGAGACUACCUAAAAGAAGAGCAGGAUUGA
Molecule: messenger RNA, 1956 nt
Organism: Dovyalis caffra
Lineage: Eukaryota; Viridiplantae; Streptophyta; Magnoliopsida; Malpighiales; Salicaceae
Source: the annotation of a GenBank genome assembly